Molecule: messenger RNA, 1149 nt
Organism: Contarinia nasturtii (swede midge)
Lineage: Eukaryota; Metazoa; Arthropoda; Insecta; Diptera; Cecidomyiidae
Product: tRNA pseudouridine synthase-like 1
Exons: 5
Coding region: 168-1118 (316 amino acids)
Biological process (GO): tRNA pseudouridine synthesis
Molecular function (GO): pseudouridine synthase activity; RNA binding
Source: RefSeq, a predicted model, not a curated record
GAGUGAACUGUCAAUGUCAGAAUUGGACGAAAUGAGCUAUUUGCAUGGAUUGAAUAAACUGUUAAAUCGUUGCUUGUAAGAGAAAAAUUAAAAAAGAGAAACAUUCAAAUGUGGACAAGGAAAAAACAUCCAGAAAGAAAAGACAAACAAAAAUUCAAUUGUAUAUAAUGAAUCGAUACUUGAUAUAUAUUUCGUACAUUGGUACACAUUUCAAAGCAUUCACGAAGACGAAAGCUAACGGUGAAAUAAUUACUCCAACAACAAUUGGCGUACUUGAAGAUGCCAUGCAGAGGUUGAGAACAAAGAAUCCAAUAAAUGUCAGAACCAUAAGUGUUUUCAUUUAUUUGAAUUUUUUCAGAACUGAUGCUGGUGUUCAUGCGAUUAACUCGGCCGUUUUUGUUGAUUUGGAACGAUCAAAUAGUGAGCCGUACGAUUGUAACUAUAUAACUUCAAAAUUAAAUCAGGCGCUUGAGGAAACACCACAUCAAAUUAGAGUAAAUGGAGCCCAAAGGGUGCCGAACACAUUCAAUCAGCACAUUAAUGGUGUUAAAUCACGAACAUAUUUAUAUCGAUUAGGAGUCAUAAAAAAGAACAGAAAUAUCGACUACACCAUCGACGAGAAAUAUCGCUGUUAUUUUAUGCAUUCAGAUGAAUUUGACAUUGAUCGUUUUAAGCAAGCAGCACAAAUGAUUCAAGGCAUGCAUGACUUUCGCACCUUCAUGACCAUUAACAAUGAUGCACAUGUAAGUCUCAUUCUUAGAGCUUCAUUUGCAGUUCGGAAAAUGAAUUAUGUAAAAGUCGAAAGAGCUCAAGCAUUAACAGUAAAACCAAUUGAACACGAGGAAAAUGUUGAUUAUUGGAACUUAACUUUCAAUGCACAAUCAUUUCUCUAUCGGCAAAUAAGGAGAAUAGUUGGAACACUAGUGACAUUCGCCCAAGGGAACAUUUCACAACGGGAUUUAUACGAGAUGCUGACAAUUCCGUCACAAAAUUCAUUCAAAAGAAAGAUAACUGUUGCUCCAGCACAUGGACUUUACUUGGCAAAUAUUGAAUUUCGUGAGAGGUGUUUGACUGAAGAAAUUUAUGAAAAUCAUCAUUGUAUGAAAAAAUGUCAAUAAAAUAUUAAAAAAAUGGAAAUUUUGAAAACAA